Messenger RNA from Aspergillus costaricaensis CBS 115574, 617 nucleotides. Its product is annotated as RNA methylation protein TRM112. Bases 76 to 456 code for a protein of 126 amino acids. Lineage: Eukaryota; Fungi; Ascomycota; Eurotiomycetes; Eurotiales; Aspergillaceae. Gene Ontology annotation, biological process: tRNA methylation; peptidyl-glutamine methylation; rRNA (guanine-N7)-methylation. The transcript has 3 exons. Gene Ontology annotation, molecular function: protein heterodimerization activity. The record is from RefSeq and is a predicted model, not a curated record.
UCCAAAGCGAACUCUGAAGGAAAAUGUAGAACCGUCGCCCACUUUCUUCAUUCUGGGUUAAUAUUUCUAUUCGAAAUGAAGCUCAUCACUGUCAACUUUCUGACCUGUGCUGUGAAGGGGUGCAAAACAGCAGCAGCAUCAUAUCCGCUGCAUUUUCGAGAUGCUGAAUUAGAAUUGCAGGAACUGGAGUUCCAGCCAGAGUUCAUACUCAAUAUUAUUCCUCGGAUUGAUUGGGAAGCGCUGCGAGUCAUGGCAAAUGAGCUCGGUUUUCCCAAAAUCCCAGACACUAAGCCGGAAGGUGAUGCGCUUAAUGAUGAGCAGCUUCUAAAGGAACUCCACAGGCUCUUGUUAGAAACACAGGUUGUUGAAGGAAGAUUGUGUUGUGGAAAUUGCGGCCAUGAAUAUAUGAUCAAGGAAGGAAUCGCUAACUUUCUUCUUCCCAGCCAUUUGGUCUAAAUAUACGAAGGUGUGAGUUCAAGUGAGCCCGGUCACUGGAACCCGAGAUGCCUGUCCAGGAAUCUGCUGGUCUCUUAUUGACAAAAAUAUUUGUGACCUUCCGUCAGUCGGCUUUGCAUCUACCAAAACUGCCAACCGGCUGUCAACUCUACGUAAACAAA